Messenger RNA from Closterium sp. Naga37s-1, 862 nucleotides. The record is from the annotation of a GenBank genome assembly. Lineage: Eukaryota; Viridiplantae; Streptophyta; Zygnematophyceae; Desmidiales; Closteriaceae.
ACAUGGCUCCGCGGGCGGAGGCGCGGGGCGGCAGGAGGGGAACCUGUGGGGGCAGGCGCGGAGCGUGUUCAUGAGCGCCAUACUGGCGGAGCCUCCCCCAGAGAUCCGCAGAGAAGUUACUCGUCCCACAAUCAACACCAGCACAGUCAGCGGCACAGACGCACUGACAACGCUGCUGGCAGGGAAUGACAUCCGUAUAGUGCGCCGCCGAGACACCACCCCUGCUGCUGGUGGUGCUGUUGGUGGUGGUGCUGAGCCUCUGAAGAUUAUCCUCCUUCUCCUUGCGUUCACCUGUGCACUGCACGGUGCACCUCUUCCGUCCCUCUGGCAGAUUGAACGGCAGAACGAGCUGGUGGCGGCCCAGCAGCAGCAGAAGAAGAAAAGCGGAGGCACACCCACUGCUGCUGCCGCUGCAGCAGCCAGCACCAGGAGCGUGUGGGCGCCAACCAACGACCCAGCAGCCAUGCUCCAAGCCAAGCUAGACGUUGAAAUGCCUCAGUUCAGGACCCGCCCCUCUGCUGCUGCCUCUUCCGCCGCUGCUGCCGCUGCCAAGGGGGAACUUCGACGCAAAAAGAGCUCUGCCCCUGAUGGAUCAGGGGAAAGUCUCACCUCGACUGCUGCUGCUGCUGCUGCUGCUGCUGCUGUUGCUGCUGCUGUUGCACCUGCAGCUGUGGCGGCUGCUGGUCCUGCUGCUGCUGAUUCUACCGCUGCUGGCGCUCACCCAUUCUGUAAGCCCAUGCCCAUCCAUCCACCAGUCUUGUGUUGUGUUGUUGGUUUCCUUGAGACCCCUGGGGAGAGCACAUCGACUGCUGCUGCUGCUGCUGCUGCUGCUGCUGCUGCUGCUGUUGCACCUGCAGCUGUG